Molecule: messenger RNA, 675 nt
Organism: Macrobrachium nipponense
Lineage: Eukaryota; Metazoa; Arthropoda; Malacostraca; Decapoda; Palaemonidae
Exons: 5
Source: RefSeq, a predicted model, not a curated record
UCUCUCUGUUUAUUUUCAGUUUGCGACUGCAACAGAAAUAGCGAUGAUAUCAGAAGACAGGAGGUGGUGGAAGGCGGCAGCUUCACGCUGACGUGUUAUGCACAAUCAUCAAAGUUGAAGGCGUAUCGGUGGGUGUAUAUUCGAGCUGGAACACAGCGUCCGCAGGUACUCAGCUCAGGACGUCGAUUAGUCGUUGGGGAACCAAGAAUAUCAUUGGAAUCCAAGCCGGAGGGUGACACUGUGGCCCUGGAACUCACGUUUUCGGACGUCCGCCCUUAUGAAUCCGGUCUUUUCAUGUGCUGGAGGCAAGGGCAGAAGCCAGACCCUCAGGUCUUGAUCACGGUCUUAGAACCAGGAACGGCGCCCGAGAAGCAGGUCAUCAGGUAUUCAGAAGGACCGUCUGAGGUGAAGUUUGGCAACUCUGCCACUUUCUUCUGCAUCAUUACUCCUCCUUGGCCUGUCAAGGUAACGUGGUACAAGAACGGCGAGGAGAUUGACACAUCAGAUCGGUUCUACACGCAGAAUGUCGAGAAGGACCUCGGAUGCUGUCGGGGACAGACAAAUCCAGGAGGAGAAGCUCGUCGCUACUCUGACAGUGACUUCUAUCAGGAGAGACUCCGUCUUCUCCUGUCGAAUUGACAGUGAACCUCCUGACCAGAAGGACAUGCCCGUGAA